GAGGUCUACAAGGUAGUUUUGGACAAACAAAUCUCAAGCAAUGGCUUCUCAGUCUCGUGUGCUGCCUGUCUUGGUGGUUGCGGCCUGCUGUGCGGCCCUGCUGCGCAGCUUCUUGGCCCCCAGCACAGACACCUUUGUGGCACCUCAGCAGAGUGUGCACUUGGGCUGCAAGGCCUUGUCCAAAGGCGCACUGGCAGCAGGCGAUGUGCCAGCCAUCGUGAACACUGUGCCCGCUCGUCCCGGAGUGCCAGCCCACUUCAAGGUGACCCUUGAGACCCCUGAUGGUACGCAGUCCUUCGAGUGCCCUGAGGACGUGUACAUCCUGGAUCAGGCUGAGGAGGAAGGCUUGGAAUUGCCCUACUCCUGCCGUGCUGGAUCUUGCUCCAGCUGCGCUGGCAAGGUGCUUGAGGGCAGCAUUGACCAGAGCGACCAGGCGUUCUUGGAUGACGACCAGAUGGGCGAGGGAUUCUGCCUCACCUGCGUCACCUAUGCCACCUCUGAUGUGACCAUCAAGACCCACUGUGAGGAUGAGCUUUGAAGUGGCAGUUCGAUUAUGACAGUCUCACCACACGAGUUUUCCUCUGGGUUUCUUCACCAUGGAUUUCUGGCCUAACGCCAAGAGCCAGGAGUACAGUCUGACAAAAUGACCACUAUGCAGUGUGAAUCUCUUGCCGGCAUUUUCAA
Molecule: messenger RNA, 684 nt
Organism: Cladocopium goreaui
Lineage: Eukaryota; Dinophyceae; Suessiales; Symbiodiniaceae
Source: the annotation of a GenBank genome assembly